Molecule: messenger RNA, 1588 nt
Organism: Drosophila subobscura
Lineage: Eukaryota; Metazoa; Arthropoda; Insecta; Diptera; Drosophilidae
Product: sialin-like
Exons: 5
Coding region: 100-1575 (491 amino acids)
Biological process (GO): monoatomic anion transport; transmembrane transport
Molecular function (GO): transmembrane transporter activity
Source: RefSeq, a predicted model, not a curated record
UCACAACUAAGUUACAACACAAAUAUUAAUGAGAACAACAUACAAAUAAUUUUGUAACUUUUUUAAAUUUUCAAACAAAACUCAAUAUAUUAACCCAAAAUGGAUCACCGAGAGGACAGCAGGCCAGAGUGGGGUAAAUCAGUCAGUAAAGUCUGCCUGUUGCCCCAACGUGUGGUGCUGGUGUUAAUGGGUUUCUUUAGCCUUAUUUGCGCCUUCACCUGUCGCGUUUCCCUGUCCCAUGCCAUCACUAUAUUGGCGAUAUCUAACAAGAUAUCGAACAAGACCAUUGCGAAUCUGACCGAUGAGGCGCCCGAUGGCGUUUGCCAACAGGAAGUGGAGAGCAAGGAUGCUGUGGAGCACAAUGGCAUCUACACUUGGAGCGAGACCGAGAAGGGCUUUAUCCUGGGCAGCUUCUACUUUGGCUACCUCAUCUCCCAUCUGCCGGGCGGCGUAUUAGCCGACAAGUACGGCGCUAAAUGGGUGGUGGCCUUCUGUGUGGGAGUGACGGCGAUCUGUGAACUCCUCAGCCCCACCUCCAUUAGAUUGGGGCCAUACUACUUGGUUACGCUUCGUGUGCUCAUGGGUAUUGCUCAGGGUCCCAUAUUUCCUGGACUAAAUGGUCUUCUCUCCUCGUGGGCCCCCAAAAAGGAGCGAGCCACUCUGGGCACCAUAUGCUUCGGCGGCAGUACAAUGGGCAUCAUAUUGAGCAAUGCCUGCUCUGGCCUUUUGCUACAUUACUAUACUUGGCCCGUCAUGUUCUACGUUUUCGGAUCGCUCUCCGUCAUUUGGUUCUUUGUUUUUGCCAUCAUCUGCACUAGCUCCCCGUUCUCUCAUCCGUUCAUCACGCCCAAAGAGCGUGAGUAUCUGGCCGAUGAGGUGGGCAACGUUAACAAGGACAAACCUGCCAUACCUUGGAAGCCUUUGCUGUUAAGCAUGCCGAUGCUCAGUCUGAUUGUUAGCCAGAUGGGCCACGAUUGGGGCUACUACGUGAUGGUCACCAACCUGCCCCUCUACAUGGCCGAUGUCAUUCGUUUUUCCAUACGCUCCAAUGGCUUUGUCACCGCCCUGCCCUACGUUGCCAUGUGGAUAGCUUCCCUAAUCAGUGGCGUUGUCGCCGAUUGGCUUAUUCGCUCUGGAAAGUUGAGACUGGUCACCGUUCGAAAAUUAUUCACACUCUUAUCCGCCGUCUUGCCGGGCACCUUCAUGGUAGCGGCCUCAUAUGCGGGCUGCGAUAAGGCGCUUGUGGUUGCGCUCUUCACUAUAUCCAUGUGGACCAUGGGCAUGUACUAUGCUGGCCAAAAGUUGUCGGCACUCGACAUAAGUCCCAGCUAUUCCAGCACCAUUACAGCUGUCAUCAACGGUCUUGGAUCCUUUACAGGACUAUUCGCCCCUCCCAUAAUUGGACUCUUAACUCCAGAUAAAAACAACACUCAAUGGCGCAUCGUAUUUUGGGCUUCUGCCGUCAUAUUGACACUCUCGGCCAUUGUCUUCUGGUUAAUCGGCAGCGCAGACAUUCAACCCUAUGAUCCCAUGUACGAGAAAUCCGAGAAGCCCGAAGAAAAUAAGAAUAAAUAAUCAAAUUUCACGG